This is a messenger RNA of Camelus dromedarius (Arabian camel), 337 nucleotides long. It is a transcript of the gene WFDC10B, whose product is annotated as WAP four-disulfide core domain 10B. Bases 1 to 222 code for a protein of 73 amino acids. The record is from RefSeq and is a predicted model, not a curated record. The transcript is spliced from 2 exons. NCBI's taxonomy places the organism in Eukaryota, Metazoa, Chordata, Mammalia, Artiodactyla, Camelidae.
AUGCGAGCCCAGGCUCUGCUGCCCACCCUGCUUCUCUGUGUUCUGCUGCUGCAGGCCCAGGGAGGGCACCGUAACCUGAACAGGAAUCAGAAUAUGAGAGCCUGUAUGGAGCGACCCGACGAAUAUCUUUGCAGCAAACACUGUUCAUAUUUCCUAAAGUGUCCAACCAACACCACGUGCUGCACCACCUUCUGUGGGAACGUCUGCAUGAACAUCCUGUGAGUCAGGGUGCAGGCUGGGCUGUGCGUCCUGCUCCCCGAGCCCUCCAUCCAGAGACUGUGCCUGUGAUGGAAACACAAGGACCUCACACCCGGGCACGAGGAUGUCAAUAGGAAUG